Morchella sextelata is the source of this 339-nucleotide messenger RNA. RefSeq lists its product as uncharacterized. The transcript has 3 exons. Gene Ontology annotation, cellular component: CST complex. NCBI's taxonomy places the organism in Eukaryota, Fungi, Ascomycota, Pezizomycetes, Pezizales, Morchellaceae. Gene Ontology annotation, biological process: telomere capping. The coding region runs from base 1 to 339 and encodes 112 amino acids. Gene Ontology annotation, molecular function: single-stranded telomeric DNA binding. The record is from RefSeq and is a predicted model, not a curated record.
AUGGCCGCAACCCCCGGCUCCCACCUCAUCCUCCUGCACCAGGUCCCCUCAAAACCCAACACCAAAGUGCGCUUCCUCGGCUGCGUCACAACCCACGACCCCACCUCCCCGCUCGUCCACCUCACGCACCCGCCCUCGCGCCUCGCCAUCCCCGUGGACAUCAGCCUCGUGGCGCCCAGCCUGCCGCCGGGGUCGCUGCGCGACGGCGAGUGGGUCAAUGUGGUCGGGUACACGCCGCCUGUGGGCGAGGAGCUGGUGGUGACGGCGCUGCUGCUGUGGGGCGCGGGGGCGCUGAGGUUGGGGGAGUAUGAGCGGGUUGUGGGGGCAGAGGGGGGGUAA